UCUUGUCCGCUGCCGGGACCGGACAACCGGGAACUGGAGGAAGAGGAAGGGCCAGAGCCGCAGGCAUCAUGGAGCCAGCGGGCCCUGAGGAGAGAACAGGAGCAAGAUGCAUUGCUGAAAGCUCUUCCUCCCCUCCGGUGAGGGGGGAGGAAAUCCCACCAGGAUGACCAAGCUGCCAGUCAACUCGUCAAGGGACUUGGAGCAAAGUCUUCCAGCUGUGGCCUCCUUGAGCACCUCACUGCCCAGAAGCCAGAGCUUCCAGCCACCCUUCUUCCCGCCCCUCCUAGAGAAGCGCAGGGCCAUUUCAGAUGUCCGCCGGACCUUCUGCCUCUUCGUCACCUUCGACCUGCUCUUCAUUGCUCUGCUCUGGAUCAUCGAGCUGAAUACAAAGACGGGCAUCAAGAAGAAUCUAGAGGAAGAGAUCAUCAACUACAACUUCAAAACCUCCUUCUUCGACAUUUUUAUUCUAGCCUUCUUUCGGUUUUCUGGGCUGCUGAUGGGCUACGCCGUGCUGAGGCUUCGACACUGGUGGGUGAUCGCGAUUACCACACUUGUGUCCAGUGCUUUUCUCAUUGUCAAGGUCAUCCUCUCUCAGCUGCUCAGCAAAGGUGCCUUCGGCUACGUGUUGCCCAUCGUUUCCUUCGUCAUCGCCUGGCUGGAGACCUGGUUUUUUGACUUCAAGGUCUUGACUCAGGAGGCAGAGGAGGAGCGAUGGUACCUGGCUGCCCAGGCGGCUGCUGCCCGGGGCCCCCUGCUCUUCCCUGGGGUCUUGUCUGAAGGCCAGUUCUAUUCUCCUCCAGAGUCGUUUGCAGAAUCUGACAAUGAAUCUGAUGAUGAAGGAGCUGGGAGGAAAGGCUUCUCCAGCCAGGAUCGGGAGUAUAUCCAGCAGGGGAAGGAAGCCAUGGAGAUGGUGGACCAGAUCCUGGCUCAAGAGGAGAAUUGGAAGUUUGAAAAGAAUAAUGAGUAUGGGGACACAGUAUACACCAUUGAAAUUCCUUUCCAUGGCAAGACAUUCAUCCUCAAGGCAUUCCUGCAGUGUCCAGCAGAGCUGGUGUACCAGGAGGUCAUCCUGCAGCCUGAGAAGAUGGUCCUGUGGAACAAGACCGUGAACGCUUGCCAGAUCCUUCAUCGAGUAGAAGACAACACUCUCAUCACCUAUGAUGUAUCUUCAGGGGCUGCAGGAGGUGUGGUUUCCCCCAGGGACUUUGUGAAUGUCCGGCGAAUUGAGAGGCGGAGGGACAGAUACCUCUCCUCAGGCAUCGCUACCACCCACUUUGCCAAGCCCCCAUUGCACAAAUAUGUCAGGGGUGAGAAUGGACCUGGUGGCUUCAUUGUUCUCAAGUCACCUAACAACCCUCGAGUCUGUACCUUUGUCUGGGUCCUCAACACAGAUCUCAAGGGCCGACUGCCCCGGUACCUCAUUCACCAGAGCCUGGCUGCCACCAUGUUUGAAUUUGCCUUCCACCUCCGGCAGCGGGUCGGGGAGUUAUGUGCUCAAGUAUAGCAGCCUCCAGUCAUCACCAUCAACAGGGCAACAGGGCCAUCCAUCACUCCUAGAGACAUCCUCCUCUUCAGCCUGGACUACUAGCCUGCCCUGGGCAAGGGACUUGGGGGCUUUAGGGCUCCUCCCUUCCCCCGCCUCCCAGAGCCAGACUGUUCCUUGGGAGCCCCCAUCCCUCAAAGACAAGCUCUCAAAAGUGUUAUGGGGCAGGGGGUGGAUAGACUCAGGCUCACUCUGCUGGUUAGGGGUGUGUCUGUCUUGCUGGUAUUUACAUGUCCUGCCACAGGGGGGCAGGACAUAAUUGAGGGGAGAGCAACCACCACGUGACUCCUUAGCAGUGUCAGGGUGUAAUGUGUCUGGGCUUGGGGUGACAGGCAGAGGUGUCCCCAGUGUACCCAGGCCUGUGUUACAGGACCAGGCACUCCCAGUAGCCAGUGGGUGGGAAAGGGAAUCAUUGGUCCCCCAGAUUUCCCAUCAGUUUUUUUAUAGUGAUUAUUUAAAGAGUCUGGGACUCUUUUUUUCCACAAAAACUGGUGGAGGGAGGGGAUAUGACCUUGCCUGCCUGGGUGCUACACCUGCCUCCCUUUCCCUCCCCCGAACUAGUGCUUCCUUGGGGGCCUUUGCCCCAGCUCAUUAAAAACCUGAUUGGAACAAGCCUGA
Molecule: messenger RNA, 2161 nt
Organism: Phascolarctos cinereus (koala)
Lineage: Eukaryota; Metazoa; Chordata; Mammalia; Diprotodontia; Phascolarctidae
Gene: STARD3
Product: StAR related lipid transfer domain containing 3
Biological process (GO): cholesterol transport
Cellular component (GO): endoplasmic reticulum-endosome membrane contact site; endoplasmic reticulum membrane; lysosomal membrane
Molecular function (GO): cholesterol binding; cholesterol transfer activity
Source: RefSeq, a predicted model, not a curated record